GAGGACAGCAGGUACCAGUUAUGUCUACUUUCCAGCAACGUCCUGCAGCUAAGUAGCUUAAGUUUAUGACUUUACAUUGUCACCUGCUAGGUGCUGAAACCCGUGUUUACCUCGCGGCGAUAGAAGCGAGCAGGAGAAUGAUGGAUCUCCGGGCCUGUAUGUCUUUCGUGUGCUUAAAAACACGAAUGAAAGAAUGAGGUCAAGUUGAGCUGUUAUACCAGUCAAACGUCGGAUUGUCAUACUUGGCCGCAAACUGACCCAGGCUCGGGACCCAAACCAAUGCUCCGAGCCCAGGCAGACCCCAGGGUGGGUGCCCAGGAGGAGAGCUUCUGGCUGGGGAAGGCUGUGGAGUGGGGCCAGGCCAAGAGCCCAGAGUCCCAGAGAGACACCUGCCUCCACCUGGCCAGACUAAGGGCGUUCCUCCACACUGUCCUCGCUCGCAUCAACGCGACGAGCUCCACCAGUGAGACCAUGCGCCGGAUGCCGUUCGUAGGCCAGUUCCUGGGGAGGUUGUGCUGGAACUGCUACGUCACUGCUGACGAUGAAAGCCGCAGGCUGCUGUUCUCCUGUCUUUGGAGUCUGUACUCAGAGGAACCUGCCGAUGCUGUGGAGAGGAAAGCCAACCAGUGGAUUCAGAAUGUGCUGUGUCAACUAGCCACUGAAGGACAGGAGGAGAGCGCCGCGCACGCGCUGGUGAAACAAAUGGGCAUCCCGCUGAACUUGUACCACGUCGAGGUCCUGAAAAAGAUGGUGUCUGUGUUGGUGAAGAAGUGUGAGGCUAGCUGCAGCUGUCUGGAUAAUCCUACAGAGAGUCGGACUGGGAGAGCAGGGCCAUCGUUUCUGUGUUCUGCGCGGCGGCGCGUCGGCGAGACCGGAUUCACUCUCGAAAGGUUCUCGUCUCUCCGCAGGUGCUCCAACGACAUCGUCCCCUCCGCCUCGGUAGCCUGCGUUCCCCUGGUCACGUGUCCCGAGGCAGCCCCUCUGAUUGGUGCUCUGCUGAGGCGCCCGCUCACCUGUCACAGGGCGGCUCUCAGCCCCGACUUCCUGGAUGCCGUCGGCUCCGCCUACGCCAGGAGGCGUGUGUGCCUGGAGGACCAGGCCCUGGUGUGUCUGUGGUGCCGCAGCCUGGGCUGUCUGGAGGGGGAAGCGGUGGGCCUGGUGGAGUCUGCUGUCAGCAGCACACACACAACACGGCAGAGCCUGGACACGCUCAUAUCCAGCUCUGUGUUGCCAAAGGCCUGCGCCAAACAUUGUUCGAUGUUCCUCAUCGUCAGUGACGUCUUCAGGUCUAUGCUGAGGGAGGUUGAGGGGAACCAGAAUCUGUUGUCUCUGGUUCACACUUUCACCUGCUGCCUCCGCAGGGAGAGGGCGGUACUGCAGCCCCAGGAGUGUGUGUCCUUGAAGGCCUUCUUCCCACGCACCCCUCAAAGAUUACUGGCACCUCUUCUGACACUUCCCACAGAGAUGCCCCGGGGGGCGUGGCCAGACCACCUGGGCUGGCUGACUCGCUCGCUCCAGCAAGUCAUCGAAGAGGAGGAGGAGGAGGGGGGAGACGAAGAGGAAGGCUCCAGGGGGCGCUGUGGCGUGUUUGAGGCCUGGUUCCUGCUGGUGCAGUGCGCCUGCUGGGUGGAGGUGGCUGUGGAGCUGCUGGUCUCCGCCGGAGCCGAGGACCGUGGAGCUCUGCUGUGGCUGCUCACGUUCUACCAUCACCCCACCUCCAGGGGGCACCGUAGGACACUACAACUGUCGUCAGCUGGAGAGGCCUUGGACUACCUGAGGUCUCUCUUCCUGGUUAUGGCUCCUCCCCUUCCUGCUGACCAACUGAAGGCUUUCGCCGAGCUCUUGUUGGCCCGCCCCCAGCUGCCGCCCCCCCUUGCCCCGCUAUUGGUCCUCAGCCUCCUGGUCAACUUUGCAGUGUUCUCCCACAAUCCCUUGAGUGGGGCAAGUGAGAUGGUACGCAUGGUGGUGGAACCAUCUGGUCUCAGGCAAAAAGCAGAGUAUAUUCUCAGCUCCAUAGAGGCCAGACUAAACACAGGCUCCUCCGGACUCCCAGACAGAGUUCAGACCAGGAUCAGGUGUCUCCAGGACACACUCCACCACGCACUCACGGAGGAGACCCAGACCUAGUCUCUCUCUCUCUCUUUCUCCCUUCUGGAGACCACGCCCUGACAGGACAGAACUCACACAGGCAGAGGCUCGUAAAAUGUGUCCUCAGCCUCCCGCCCCGUUAAACUGCCUCACGUCACAUACCUCACGCGAAACACUCUCUCUCACACACACACAAGUGGUGACGUGUAGAAUGUGGCCCAGUUCACCACCUCAGUACAUUUCAGUGUUUUCAUGUACUCUCAGAUUUUGUAGAAAUCCAGUAAAAAGUUAUAUGAAUGCACACAUACAGAAUAUGUUCUAUCUGUAAAUAGUAUGGUGUUGUACAGUUCUCACUGUACAACUUGUGUAACUGUGCUGUUCCUUUAUGGAACAUUUCAACAAAAUGUAUUUGUAAAAGUAAAAAAAAAAACUCAGCAGAAUGUGUAUUCUUGAAUAUUCCUUUUUAUUACCAAAUUAAAAUAAACAUAAUAU
Osmerus eperlanus (European smelt) is the source of this 2580-nucleotide messenger RNA. RefSeq names its product FA complementation group C (gene fancc). The transcript is spliced from 16 exons. The record is from RefSeq and is a predicted model, not a curated record. Gene Ontology annotation, biological process: nucleotide-excision repair; interstrand cross-link repair; cellular response to oxidative stress. The coding region runs from base 280 to 2127 and encodes 615 amino acids. NCBI's taxonomy places the organism in Eukaryota, Metazoa, Chordata, Actinopteri, Osmeriformes, Osmeridae. Gene Ontology annotation, cellular component: Fanconi anaemia nuclear complex.